Molecule: messenger RNA, 3886 nt
Organism: Betta splendens (Siamese fighting fish)
Lineage: Eukaryota; Metazoa; Chordata; Actinopteri; Anabantiformes; Osphronemidae
Product: NACHT, LRR and PYD domains-containing protein 12-like
Exons: 10
Coding region: 257-3460 (1067 amino acids)
Molecular function (GO): protein binding
Source: RefSeq, a predicted model, not a curated record
ACGUAACCCCAAAGAACGGAAAUAGGACUCUCCCUGAACGAAACCCAGAAGUUGCUCAGGGUAACUGUUAGUUCAGCAUCGCUUUAUUGACUCUGGCUGAACUUAUCAUAGAAUACAAGCAAGUUAGAGCUGAAAGGCUUGAACUCUGUAGGUCGGUGACGGACGCGUAAUGAAGUGAAGUGAAGCCAAGUUCUUGUCGCUUAAAGGAGGCGUAAAGCAGCGAGGGACGGACGGAAGAUGCUGAUCACUUUCCAGGAUGAGUGAUGGUGGGAAGGAUGAGGAGGCCAGAGCGGCGUCGCUGGCGUCUGUGUGUCAGACGCAGAUGAGCGACCACUCCAAAGAGAGUCCUCUCGCCUUCAGGAGGGAAUCUGAACAACUACCUGCUAAAGGGAGCAAAAGGAGCAGUGGUGUCAUCCAGGAGCAGCUGCCGUGUUGCGUUUGGUGCCAGGAGGUGUUGGAGGAACCGCUCUCUGCGCUCUGCAGGCAAUGCACCGAGUCCAACCAGGAUCAGUGCAGAUCAACAGGACAGGUGUCGUGCCCCCAGGGUGUUAAAAGGUCCAGAGAAGGUCCUGAAGAGCAGACAUCUACAGAACCAACGAGUGACAGUCUGCAGGAGGUUUCACACAGUCACAAGCGCAGUCUUAAAGCAAGAUGUGAAUUUGCCAUAGAGGGAACUGCUGAAGCAACACCUCAGACCAAGCUGAGGAGGAUCUACACUGAGCUGUACAUCACCGAAGGCCAGUGUGAGGGCGUUAACAUCCAACAUGAGGUGUGGCAGCUCGAGGGCAUAUCCAAAAUGGAGUCGCUUCCCGACACCCCCAUCAAAUGCCACGACAUCUUCAAGGUCCUCCCUGGCCGGAGCGGGUCCAUCAGAGUGGUCCUGACCAACGGCAUCGCCGGCAUCGGAAAAACCUUCUCGGUGCAGAAGUUCGCUCUGGACUGGGCCGAGGGCCUGGAAAACCAAGACGUCACCUUCGUGAUUCUGCUGUCGUUCCGGGAGCUGAACCUGAUCAGAGACCAGCGCUACAGUCUGCUGGGGCUGCUGCGCGAUUUUGAUCCGACACUGCGGUCGGUCACAGCAGGAAGCCUCGCUCUCGCCAAAGUCCUGCUGAUCUGUGACGGCCUGGACGAAAGCAGGCUUCUGCUGGACUUCCACCACAACGAGGUGGUGUCCGAUGUCACGCAGACGUCAUCGGUCAACGUCCUCUUGACAAACCUCAUCCAGGGGAACCUGCUUCCCACGGCCCUCCUUUGGAUCACCACCAGACCCGCGUCAGCCCGUCAGAUCCCGUCGUCCUAUGUCGAUAGGGUGACAGAGGUCCGAGGCUUCACGGACUCCCAGAAGGAGGAGUACUUCAGGAAGAGGUUCAGCGAAGAGUCCGUGUCCAGCAGCAUCAUCUCACACAUCAAGGCCUCCAGGAGCCUCUUCAUUAUGUGCCACAUCCCGGUUUUCUGUUGGAUCACGGCUACCGUUCUGGAGCAUAUGUUGGCUGCAGAACAAGAAGAACUUCCCAAGACUCUGACGGAGAUGUACUCUCACUUCCUGCUGGUUCAGACCAAGAGGAAGAAGCAGAAGUAUGACGGGGGGCAGGAACCAGACCAGAAGAAGAUCCACAUGGACAGAGAGCUCCUCCUGAAGUUGGGGACACUCGCAUUCGAACAUCUUGAGAAAGGGAACAUCAUGUUCUACCAAGAGGACCUGGAGCGAUGCGGCCUGGAUGUUAGAGAGGUGUUAGUGUUCUCAGGGCUCUGCACGGAGAUCUUCAAACGAGAGCGCGUGCUCUUCCAGAAAACCAUCUACUGCUUCGUUCAUUUGAGCAUUCAGGAGUUCCUCGCGGCUGUUUACAUGGUCCACUGUUACCUGAACAGGAACACGGCGGUGCUGACGACAUUCCUGGGAGAGGAGUGGAGUGGGAACAGCAGCGACCUGGGUCUGGACAGCAUCCUGGGCCGCGUCGUGGACAAGGCUCUAAGCAGUAGAAAUGGCCACUUGGACCUCUUUGUUCGCUUCCUUCACGGCCUGUUGCUGGAAUCCAACCAGCGCAUCUUGGGCCGUCUGCUGGGCUGGAAAGGCUCCGGGACGGAGAGCAUCCAGAGAGCAAUAAACAACCUGAAGAAGAUGGACGCUUACGACGUGUCCCCGGACAGAAGCGUCAACGUCUUCCACUGUCUGAUGGAGAUGAGGGAUCACUCGGUGCGUCAGGAGAUCCAGGAGUAUCUGGAGUCGGAGAGCGGGUCAGUGAAGAAACUCACCAAGACCCACUGCUCAGCUCUCGCCUACAUGAUACAGAUGUCCGAAGAGGUUCUAGACGUGCUGGACCUGAAGAAGUACCGCGCGUCAGGGGACGGGAGGAGGAGGCUGCUGCCAGCUGUGAGAAACUGCAGGAGCGCUCAACUGUCCUACUGUGGACUCUCCGAGCCGCAUUGUGAGGUGCUGUCCUCGGCUCUGAUGUCCAACCCGUCUCACCUGCGAGAGCUGGACCUAAGUGAGAACGACUACAUCCUGGAUUCAGGAGUGAAGCUGCUGUCCGUCGGCCUGCAGAGUGCAAACUGCAGGCUGGAGAUACUGAGGUUGAAGAACUGCAGUCUGUCAGGGAGUUGCUGUGAUGCUCUGGCAUCGGCCCUGAAGUCUCCCUCCUCCAGCCUGAAGGAGCUGGACCUCAGCAACAACAACUACCUGGAGGAUUCAGGGGUGAAGCUGCUGUGCCCAGGGCUCGAGAGUCCGAACUGUAAGCUGGAGACUCUGAGGUUAAGUUGCUGCCGGUUGUCAGACAGCUGCUGCACACAUCUGGCCUCAGCUAUAAAGUCCAACCCGUCCCAUCUGACCGAGCUAGACAUGAGUAAUAACAAACUCAAGGAUCUGGGAGUAAACCUCCUGUCUGCUGCUUUGGGAGGUCUUCAGUGCAGAGUGAGGACUCUGAGGCUUGAUAGAUGUGGGGUGACGGAGAACUGCUGCUCUUCUCUGGCCUCGCUGAUGAAACGCAACUCCUCCACUUUGAGGGAGCUGGAACUGAGCAGCAACGACCUGCAGGAUUCAGGCGUGAAGCUGCUGUGUGAAGGACUCAGGAGUCCACAGUGUGGCCUGGAGGCGCUGAGAUUAAGGGACUGCUGGUUGUCAGAGGGCUGCUGUAAAUCUCUGGCUACAGCUUUAAUGUCCAGUCCCUCCAGUCUGAGGGAGCUGGACCUAAGUGACAAUGAUCUUCAGGAUUCAGGAGUGGAGCUGCUGUCGGCCGGUCUGGGGGGUCCAGGCUGUAGACUGGACACUCUGAGGAUGAGUUCCUGUCACGUGACGGACGACGGUUGUGCUUCUCUGGCGGCGGCGCUGAAGAGGAACCCGCGUUAUCUGAGAGAGUUGGACCUGAGUAAAAAUAACCAGCGGCCGUCGGGCCUGAAGCUGCUCUCUGACCUAGUUACCAGUUCACACCACAGACUGGAGACGCUCACGUCAGUGCAGAUUUAAGGGAAUGAGACCGAUGGAUCAGCACUUUGUAAAGGGCCAGUGAGCGUCUGAGAAACGUCCACUUCAGCAUCACAGUACGACCAAUGGUCACAACCAAACAAGACUGUGCUUUUUGGUAAAAAAAUAAAAUAAACUGUUAUUUGAAUAGAUAAGUCGUCAACAUUUGACCUGCUUGUCUGAUGCACCAGGGAAGAAUCACAUUUCCAGGAAACACUAUUGAUCAGGCUUCAGUGAUCUACAAACUGCAGAUGUUACAGCGUUUGUUAACCUGGUGCCGUUGUUACCUCUCACUGAGAGACACUUUAUCUGUAGAAGCUCACCUUCCUUAUUAUUCGUUUGUUUGUAAACAAAUUGCAUUGUAAUUCACAUAGACUGUACAUUUAUUAUGCUUGACUUUAAUAAUAUAAAAUAAAAAUGUAAUUUUUU